Messenger RNA from Thermothelomyces thermophilus ATCC 42464, 1877 nucleotides. RefSeq lists its product as uncharacterized. The record is from RefSeq and is a predicted model, not a curated record. NCBI's taxonomy places the organism in Eukaryota, Fungi, Ascomycota, Sordariomycetes, Sordariales, Chaetomiaceae. The coding region runs from base 105 to 1580 and encodes 491 amino acids. The transcript is spliced from 4 exons.
CAGACCGGUUCGCCGUUCGCUAGAAUCCUCAUUCAUCAACUUUUGACACAGCUAUCGUUUGGCUACCUCUAAUUAAUUAACCAUCUCCCGCGAGCGACAAAGCAAUGUCCAAUACAUCUUCGGGCGAGUCGACAAUGCCGACAGCUUCUCAGUCCAAGAUCUCCGAAAGUCCUCUAUUUCGGGAACUUCGCGAGUCGGUCGCAAAGGAGACGGUGGCCUUCACUUUCGCCUGCGGCGGCACUAUCCCUAUCGUGUCCAGCCCGCUCGACACGGCCGAAGAUGUCGAUGGCGACAAGCUCCGGGCCACGGAAUGCCUCCCCAUUGACCUCCGAUGGGACCCCAACGAUGAGUCGGUCUUGUCGUCCGAGACCAAGCUCACGUUUCCGCUCGAGCCUAACACCGAGAAGAAUCUGGACCGGCUCAUCAAGGACACGGUGCCCGCUACUUUCGGCCUCGGCGGCGAGCAUGUUUACGACGAGUCCUACCGCAAGGCUACCAAGCUCGAUCCGACCCGCUUCUCUUCCACCUUCAACCCCUAUGAGCUCGGCAUCAUCGACGCCAUCGCCCAGACCCUCUUGCCGAGCCUGCGCCACUCGAAGCAGACCAGAAGCGUCAAGGCCGAGUUGUACAAGCUGAAUCUGUAUUCUGGACCGUCCGGCAAGUUCAAGACGCACGUCGACACGCCGCGCUCUCCCGCCCAGUUCGGCUCCCUCGUCGUCUGCCUCCCCGUCGAGCAUCGUGGCGGUGCCCUGGAGGUGAGACACAAGGGCAAGACGGUCACGUUUGACUGGAGCAACUCCGAAGGUGACGACAAGGGUCCGUCCAUCGGCUGGGCCGCCUUCUACAGCGACUGCGAGCACGAGGUUCUGGAGGUGACGCACGGCCACCGGCUCACGCUCACCUACAACCUCUUCUGCGUCCGCGGCAACGGCCAACUGGGCGGCAACUACCCCUGGCUUGACCCCACGCAUCUGCCGCUGUACAAGACCAUCCGCUCCCUGGUGCAAGAACACGAUGGUUGGCGUGAUGGCGGCUAUCUCGGAUAUAACUGCAGCCACGUGUAUCCACACACCAGCAAAACGAACCUCAACUUCCUCGCCCCCGACAACCUGAAAGGUGCCGACAUGCUCAUGUACGAGAUCUUCCGGUCCCUCGGCCUGAAGGUCAGUUUCCGUCCCGUCGUGACGGACCUCCGCUAUUACGAUCCUGAAACCGGCGAGGACGCGGCUCCGGUCGUUGGCCUGAAGCUGGAAUGGACAACGUGGCGCUUCCCCCGCGACAACGUCGAGGAGGAAUACGACAAAUGGACCGGAAAGGUGUACAGCAACCGUCGGAGGUAUUAUUGGCGAAGCGACUCGGAGUCGGAAUCAGAGCCAGAACCAACGCGGGAGCCGGGCUAUAUCCGUUUCGAGGAUGUACACUGGCUCAAUAACUUCGGACAUAAGGAGCCACAGAUUUCCUGGGUUGCCCACGGAAAUGAACCUGCAGGCGUGACGACCUACUCUUGCUGUGCCAUCAUUGCCGAGAUUCCUUCCCGUGGCAGCCAGGAAACCGGCAACAAAACCGUACAGUCCCCGUAAAGCGGGAUGUCUAAAAGAUGUUUCAACACGAGUUACCUGCGAUGGACUGAUGGUGAAGUUUUAGUUGCUUGGUCGUUUGCGGCAGAAAGGGGGAGGGUUCCUUACUUGUCAGAAGCGACUAAGCUUCUGGGGAAUUAGCCACGAGCGAUGCACGCCACUUUGCAUGCUCAUCAGCACACGGAUCAUCUUUGUCUAUUUAUAUCGCUCUUUCUCUCCUUUAUAGAUAGUUUAACAAGGCACUCUUUCUGUUCCUUCCUUGCCACUACUCUCAACGCCUCCCACACGCUUAUUCGAGCU